ACUGGAAGCGCAGCAUCCGCCACAAAGGGAAAAGUCUGAAGACGCUUAUGUCCAAGGGGAUUCUGCAGGUGCACCCUCCGAUCUGCGACUGUCCUGGCUGUCGAAUAUCCUCCCCGGUGAACCGGGGCCGGCUGGCUGACAAGCGGACAGUUGCACUGCCACCCGCUCGAGUCCUGAAGAAAGAGCGGACACCCAGCUUCUCUGCCAGUGAUGGUGACAGUGAUGGGAGUGGCCCGGCCAGUGGGCGGCGACCGGGCUUGAAGCAGGAGGGUGACCCCCACAUCCGUGUCAUGAAGAGAAGAGUCCACACCCACUGGGAUGUGAACAUCUCCUUCCGAGAGACAUCCUGCAGCCAGGACAGCAACCUUCCCACCCUCAUAUCCAGUGUCCAUCGUAGCCGCCACCUCGUUAUGCCCGAGCAUCAGAGCCGCUGUGAAUUCCAGAGAGGCAGCGUGGAGAUUGGCCUGGGACCCGCAGGUGACCUGUUGGGCAAGAGGGUGGGCCGCUCCCCCCACAUCAGCAGUGACUGUUCUUCAGAGAAGAAGGCCCGAAGCGAGUCCCCACAAGAGACGCUGUUGCUGCCAGAACUGGGGGCCAGCAUGGCCCCUGAGGACCACUACCGCCGGCUGGUGUCGGCACUGAGUGAGGCCGGCACCUUUGAGGACCCUCAGCGUCUCUACCAUCUGGGCCUCCCUAGCCACGAUCUCCUGAGGGUCCGGCAGGAGGUGGCAGCUGCAGCUUUGAGAAGCCCCAGUGGCCUGGAAGUCCACCUGCCCUCAUCCACAGCAGGUCAACGUCGGAAGCAGGGCCUGGCUCAGCAUCGGGAAGGCGCCGCCCUAACUUCUGCCCCAUCCUUCUCAGAGAGGGAGCUGUCGCAGCCGCCUCCCUUGCUGUCGCCCCAGAAUGCCCCUCACAUCGCCCUGGGUCCCCAUCUCAGGCCCCCCUUUUUGGGGGUGCCCUCGGCUCUGUGCCAGACACCAGGAUACGGCUUCCUACCCCCAGCCCAGGCAGAGAUGUUCGCCCGACAGCAGGAGCUCCUGCGUAAGCAGAACCUGGCCCGCCUGGAGAUGUCAGCUGAGCUGCUGCGACACAAGGAACUGGAGAACUCGCACCGUCCGCAGCUGCUAGCGCCCGAGGCCGCCCCGCGCCCCCAUGAGGGCGCCGAGGAACUGCAUCGGCGCGGGGCCAUGCUAGUGUUGAAACACAGCUCUGCGCCCUUGCUAGCCCUGCCCCCGCAGGGCGCCCCGGGCCCCGGGCCGCCCACCCCACCCCGGGAGUCUGCCCGCAGAGCCCCCAAGAAGGGGGCGCCUGGCUCUGCCUCAUCCCGGCCUAAUGAAUCCAAGGACACGACAGGAGCUGGACUCUGGACACCAGAUGGCUCUGAGGAAGAGCCUCCAAAAGACUCAGAUGGAGAGGACCCGGAGAUGACAGCUACAGGGGGCCAGGGCCCCACUCCAGGCCAAGCCCCAGCUGGAGGAGCCAGUGCUGAGGGGAAGGGGCUUCUUUCCGCACCCACACUGCCCCCUCCACUGCCCUUGGGCUUCCCCUAUGCUGUUAGUCCCUACUUCCACACAGGCGCAGUGGGGGGACUCUUCACGGAUGGGGAGGAGGCCACAGCCCCUGAAGAUGUCAGCAAGUGGACCGUGGACGAUGUCUGCAGCUUCGUGGGGGGCCUGUCUGGCUGUGGAGAGUACGCCAGGGUCUUCAGAGAACAAGGGAUAGAUGGUGAGACUUUGCCACUGUUGACGGAGGAGCACCUGCUGACCACCAUGGGGCUAAAGUUGGGGCCUGCCCUCAAGAUUCGGGCCCAGGUGGCCAAGCGGCUGGGCCGAGUCUUCUACAUGGCCAGCUUCCCUGUGGCUCUGCCACUGCUGCCACCACCAAGCCUGCGGCCUCCUCCGGAGCGGGAGCUCACCACAGGAGAGCCGCCCUUGUCCCCAGCAACAGCCACCCCCCGCUAUGGGGGGGGCCGAGCCUCACCCAAGCAGGAGAACGGGACCAUGGCUCUGCUCCCAGGCGCCCCAGACCCCUCCCAGUCUCUGUGCUGAACUGGCAGGAGCCAAACUCCUCCCCUGCGACAGCCCCUCCCCCACAGCUUAUUUUUCCUUUUGGUUUGGGACACAAAAACACAAA
Molecule: messenger RNA, 2133 nt
Organism: Tupaia belangeri chinensis (Chinese tree shrew)
Lineage: Eukaryota; Metazoa; Chordata; Mammalia; Scandentia; Tupaiidae
Gene: SAMD11
Product: sterile alpha motif domain containing 11
Exons: 14
Coding region: 48-2048 (666 amino acids)
Biological process (GO): negative regulation of DNA-templated transcription
Cellular component (GO): nucleus
Molecular function (GO): histone binding; chromatin binding
Source: RefSeq, a predicted model, not a curated record